AUGAAGAACUACAAACGAAUGUGUAAGUUACUUCUCGAAGGUGAUAGUUAUUUUAAUGAUGAAAAUGUCGAUACCCAGAAAUUUAACAAAAACACAAAAGCCAAAGGAUAUUGUAGUAGCGAUGGUUGUAAAACAAAUGAAGAUCGUAUUAAUUCUUUGACCGUAUAUAUAUAUAAGGAAUUCAAAGAUUCAAUAUCAAGAAAAGAAAGGUAUAAUAAUUAUGAUGAAUAUUUAUUGAUGUGGAUAAGCGAUAAAUUAUUUAAGAUUGACUACGAAAGCAAAGGCGAUAAUAAAAAAAAAGGCUUUGUCUAUCUUAUUACUUUAAAUCAGGCUUAUGAAAAGUAUUUAGAGAAAUAUAAAGCAAAAUUGGAUUAUUGGGUUCUUUUAAAUAUGAAGCAAGGUUUGAAAGAAGCUAAUCUCAAGUAUAUGAGCGAAUUUUAUAAGUUACUUAGUCACAUAUGUAAAACAAUUACAUAUUAUGAAACAAAGGGCGUCGAAAGUAGUGAAUUUUCUAAAAAUUCUAUCGGUUGCAAUCGUCAAUAUAAAACCCUUUAUAAUAACAUUCCUAAAUGCAAUUCAUAUCUUUAUUUAUUGAAUAAAUUAAAAGGUAUAUAUGAUGAUUUUAGAAAUUAUGCUAUUAAGAGAAAUAGUUCAAACAAUGGUUUAAAAACUAAACUUCAAACACUUACAACAGAAGAUGGAAAAGUGAUGAAGGCGGCGAGAAGUUUUAAAACAUAUGACUUCAGUGAUUCACAAUGUAAACUUCCCAAAAAAAAAAAAAAAAUAGACUCAUCAAAAAAAGCGGAACCACCAGGGCCCCAAUCAUCAAGUCAAGCACCGAGCUCUGAAAAUAAAGGGAAUAUGGAGGGCACUAAACAAAGCGGGCAAAAAAAUGGAAGCGAUAUAUCAACAGGUACAGAUGCUGGAACAGGAAAUCCAGGUAGUGUAUCAGGUGGAGGGCAAGAUAGUAAAGUAGGAGAUUCAGGGAGUGGGACAGGGGGUGCAAGUGGUGGAUCAGAUAGUGACUCAGGCAAUCAAGGAGGAGAUACAGGUGGCGAUAAAGGAAGUCAAAAUGGAUCAGAAGAUUCAGAAACUGGUUCAGGUAGUGAUCAAGGAAGUCCAGGUGAUGGAGCUGGAGGUACAAAUAGUAGAUCAGGUAAUCAAACAAAAGGUUCCGGGAAUUCAGCACCUGCUUCAGAUGGUGCAGGUAUACCACCAUCACAAUCAGGACCGUCACCAAAACAAGGGCAACAACCACAACAACCAUCAAACGUUUUACCAUCGGGAUCAUCUGGAACAAGUACACCAACAUCAACAGUACAACAACCAUCACCACCAAAAAGAGUCGAGCCGCCACCAGUAUCAUCAACACCACAAACACCUCAAAAAUCGGAAACACAUCAUCAAAGUGGAACACAGGAUUCAGGUAGUACUAAGGGAAGCAAAGAUGGAGGAUCCAAUGUAGCAGAAGGUGGAGCCAGUAGGCCAGAAAGUCCAGAGGGAAAACCAAACCAGGUGGAUAACUCCUCGGCAGGUUCCAAAGAAGGAAGUCAAGGAAGUUCAGGUAGUCAAACAAAAGAUUCCCAGAAUCCAGUACCUGCGCCAUCGGGAGCAAGUACAUCACAAUCAUCAGAUACAGAAAAACAACCAGGACCAGUGAAACAACCAGACCCAAAACAAACAAACCCAUUACCAGCAGUACCACCAGCACCGCCAUCACAAGAUGGAAGUUCAUUACAAACACCUAAAACAGGGGAAAUUCAUGAAAAUGGGCCAGGAGGUCCAGGUGAUGGAAAAGGAGGCGCAAGUAGUGGGUCUGUUGUUACACAAGGUAGACAAGGAGGAUCGUCGGUCGGAUCAGGUGAUGGAUCUGGGAGUACAGAUGUUGGAAAAAAAGAUAUAAAUAGUGGAUUAGGUAGUCAUGGAGGUUCAGACACUCCAGUAGACAAAGAUGGUGAUCAAAAAAGUUUAAAUAGUGAUACAGGAGAUUCAGUUAAUGUUCCAGAUGGUGGACAAGGUAGUGGAAUCAAUGGAUCUGGGGGUGCAGGUGUUAGAUUAGAUGAUCAAUCAGUUAAAGAUAGUCAAGAAGGUAUAGGCGAUGGAAAAAAUGAACAAGGAAGUAAAAGUGGUGAAUCCGGUGAUGGAUCGGGAGGUUCAAACAAUAUGCAGCCAGAAUCAUCUAAAGGAACAGGAAGUCUAGGGGGUGCAUCUGGUGGAAAAGGAGGUUCAAGUGGUGGACCAGAUGGGGGAAAAGAAGAUCCAGGUAAGGGAGUUAAUGGAGAAGGUAGUGGGCUAGGUGGUCAAGGAAAAUCAUCUGAUAAAACAGAUGUUCAAACAAAACCUUCCGUGGAUCCAUCACCUGCAUCAUCUGGAACAGGUACACCAGAAUCACCAGGUACAUCACCAUCGCCACCACAAUCAGAACCUGGACAACCACAACAAGGGCUGCAAGGACAACAACCACAUAAACCACCAGAAUCCCCCCCAGUGAAACCACCACUACAGCCAACACCAUCACCAGGAACAGCAACCUUACCACCAGCACCACCAGUACCAUCAACACAGCCACAACCAGCAGAUUCAUUACCAACAGGCCCAUCAUCUUUAGAAAAUAAUCCUUCAUUACCCAAAUCUCAAACAGGAGACUCAGAUAAUAAAAAUGGAUCAAAUACUCCAGAUAGCGGUAAAGAAAAUACAGGGGACAGAAGUGGUAAUGAAGGAGGUCAGAGUGACGAAAACAGAAACCUUGGUAAUGCACCAAAAGACCCAUCAAUAAAUCCACCGCCAUCAACUCCUCCAAAAGAUCCAGUACCAAAUCCAACACCAACUUCACCGAAAAAAAAACAACCAUCUCCCCAAACACAAUCUAUCACGCAGCAACCCACACAAAUCGAUCCACAUAAUCAGAAAACAAAUGAUCAAUUGGUAAAAUCACCAAGUCCUGAACCCAUUUUGAGAACACCUUGGAAUAUAAUUCCAACUACGUGGAAUGGAUCAGAGGAUUGUAAACCUAAAAUAAAAUUUAUUAAUACCACAUUAGUGUGUUGCACAUCUAAACAGUGUAGUUUAACUGGAAUUUCAGUUACACUUAUUUUAAUACCCAUUAUUUUAUUAAUUGCAUAUAAGUGUUUAUCGUUUGGAUCAUCAAAAAAAUCGGAAAAAAAAAACAUGAAGAGAGUUAUAAAAUUAGUUGAUGGAAACAGAAAGACAAAAAUAAUUAUAAGUUCAAAUGAUAGGAUCAAACACAUAAAACCGGUUAUAAAUUCAGUUGGGGGAAAAAAAGAUCCAUUAUUAAAUAUAUACAAGAUUAUGCAGGCAGAUCCUGCACCAUUUAUUAAUUUAUUUUUUUUGUUGAUUUUUUUUGUUUAUAAAAGAAACCGCGAUUUCAUAGAAUUAUAA
This is a messenger RNA of Plasmodium vinckei vinckei, 3399 nucleotides long. RefSeq names its product PIR protein CIR protein. NCBI's taxonomy places the organism in Eukaryota, Apicomplexa, Aconoidasida, Haemosporida, Plasmodiidae. Bases 1 to 3399 code for a protein of 1132 amino acids. The transcript is spliced from 3 exons. The record is from RefSeq and is a predicted model, not a curated record.